Stegodyphus dumicola is the source of this 2272-nucleotide messenger RNA. It is a transcript of the gene bchs, whose product is annotated as WD repeat and FYVE domain containing 3 bchs. NCBI's taxonomy places the organism in Eukaryota, Metazoa, Arthropoda, Arachnida, Araneae, Eresidae. Gene Ontology annotation, molecular function: metal ion binding; protein binding. The record is from RefSeq and is a predicted model, not a curated record.
UGUUCUGCUGUAUUUAUAGGAUCGGUGUUUUUCAGCGUCAUUUUCUAGUAAAUUAUGAAUUUUAAAACAUAGUUUUCAUUAAAUAAGUAUUUAUACAGAGAUAUUCUAAAAGUCCUAAUUUAUGUGAUAUUUCGCAUCCUGUAAUUUCGUCCCUCUCAGCGUAGGAUGUGGUACCAGUAUUUGUUUACAAAAGUGAUGUUUUGAUAAUUAUCCGCCUAAUGUUCAAAGAUGAACAUCAUGCGCAAAUUGCUUGUCGGUCAUUCGAGGGGUGCGGCCAUGGGAGAAGAUCCACCUCCAUCAUCACAACAUACUGCAUUAGGUCUUAUGCACCUACACAAACUGUUUAGUGAACUUGCCCACCCUGCUCAUCCUUUAAGUCAAAAUGAACAGGAGCAACGUCUUUAUAAUAUGCUGCCAUUGUUUUGUAAGGUAUUUGGAAAUUGUCCCUCCUCUGAUAUGAUGGAAAAAUUUUCCGAUAUACUAACGUUUUGCCAAUUGGUUUCAAGACUUAUGGUAUCAGAAAUACGCCGACGAGCCUCAAAUCAAAGCACUGAAGCAGCCAGCUGUGCAAUUGCAAAAUUUCUAGAAAUUUCUAGUACUGAAGAACUUAGCAAUGGUUGGAUGUUGCUGACUGCUGUGAAUCUUUUGGCUGCUGGUGAUGCUCCUUUAGUUGAUAUAAUGACUGCCUCCUCAUUACCUUCAACAUUAGUUAAGUGCCUGUAUCUCUUUUUUGAUUUGCCACCCAUAGAAAACCCAGAUGACAUAGAUCCAGAAUGUGAAUUCUCCCCCAAAGAAAGAAGAAUUUUGUUACAAAAAGUAUUUGUUCAGGUUUUGGUCAGACUUUGUAGCCACUCUGGCCCAGCAGAAGAAUUGAGCAGAAAAGAUGAUCUCACAUUACUAUUCAGUGCUAUAACAAGCUGGUGUCCUCCACACAAUGCAGUGUGGAGAAAAAGUGCUGCCGAAGUACUCAUGACACUUUCCCGUCAUGGGUUGUCCCAUUCCGUUGUCAGUUAUAUUCACAAUAAAGCUUGCAUAGCACUUUGUGUUGAAAACAUGCAAAGGGUUCAAGAGUUAUCACCUUUAGAAAUUGUGGAAAUGUUUGUUACUGUAUUUUGCUUCUUGAAAGACUCAAGUGAAGUGUCACAGAUAAUUUUGGAUGACUUUCGAACUUGUCAGGGAUACAUUUUUCUGUCAGAGUUUCUUCUUAGGCUAGAACAGAAUACCUCUGAAGAAGCAUGUGAAGCCCUGCGUAAUAUUGUCCUGCUUAUCGCUUCCCUCACUUCUUGUGGUUACAUUGAGCUAAAACCUAGCCAUGCUAGCACAGGUUCCCUUUAUUCCUUGCCUGGCUUUCAAAUUCCUCAUUUAUCUGGUGCAAGUGUAAGAAAUCUUCAAGCAUUCCAAGUUUUGCAAUCAGUAUUUAUGAAGGCCCAGACACCUUACUUGUGCAGCCUGUUAUUGGAUGCUGUCAGUACUGUUUAUCAUUCUGAUAAAGCUAAUUAUUUUAUUUUGGAAAGUCAGCAUACUCUUUCUCAGUUCUCAGAGAAGAUCCAUGCUAAACCUCCAGAAAUUCAGGAAAAAUUCUUCAAGUUACUAGAAUUUGUAAUUUUUGACUUGAAUUUUGUGCCUUGUAAAGAAUUUAUCAGUUUAAGCAUUCUUCUGAAAACACAAAACUCUACAACAUGUAGCAUAUUGUGUCUGAAGAGUUUGUUGAAUAUUCUACAUUCCAAUUCUAUAUUUAAAGAUGUGUACAGAGAAGUUGGUCUUUUAGAAGUUCUAGUUACUUGUCUUCAUAGGUAUGCUGCUAUUUUAAAGGAAGCAUUCCCUGAUGUAUCAGAUGAAAAGCCAGCUAAUUGUGAAAUACCUGAAGAUCAGUUAACCUUAGGAUCAUUAGUAAUGGAGGCCUUAACAGCUUUGCUGAAUUCUAAUUCCAAUAAUGCUAGUGUAUUCAGAGAAAGUGGUGGUGCUCGUUGUGCUCAUAAUAUGGUUCCUUAUCAUAUAUGUCGUCAAGCUGCACUAGGCAUUGUCCAACAACUUGUGUUGAGUGUUGGUGGAGAUGACGAUAUGGGAACUUUGUUAGGAUUAAUGCAUACGGCACCAGUUUUAGCCCUUGAUUUAAAAACUCAUAUUUUAAAGUCCCUUCUCUUUGUCUUGCGAGAGAGUCAUAGAACUCGAACGGUUUUUAGAAAAGUUGGGGGCUUUGUUUAUGUGAUGUCUGUCCUAGUUUCAAUGGAAGGUUGUCUUGCAGAGCCACCUAAGCCACCCUGGAAUACAG